CACACCAAGAAAGGGGUGGAUUGAGUUCGAGUCGAGGGCACUCCUUUUAGCUGGAUUUGCACGUGAGAGCUGGAGACUGUGUGCAAUAGUACUGUAAAAGAUUGCCUCGACUGUGAUGUCAGCUACCUGGAAAGCUAAAAAGGGGCCCACUGCCCCAGGGGCUCAGUCCUGUACUGUCAGAUUGUUGGAUGGUUCAGACAUUUUGCUGGAUAUCACAAAAAAGGCUGAUGGACAAGCACUCUUUGAGCAGAUCAUACGAAGGCUGGAAAUCACUCAGAAAGAAUAUUUCGGUUUAGAAUUUGAAGAUGACCACAAAAUUCCGCAAUGGCUGGACCUUACCAAGCCAUUAAAGAAGCAGAUCAAACGCACUCCAUAUAGGGUAACUUUCAAGGUGAGGUACUACCCUCUGGAUCCCAUGGUCUCUAGGCCCAGCAGCAGGACUCACUUUUACCAGCAGGUGAGGAGGGACAUUAUUGAUGGAGUAUUGAGGUGCCCGAACCAACUUGCCCCUAGUCUACUCUCAUACGUUCUACAAGCGGACCUGGGAGACUAUGAGAGCAUGGACGCUGACAUUGAGUACAUGUGUGACGAGAAACUGGUCUCUAAUGAGGACAUCACGCUGCAAGAGGAGAUUUCACAUUCUCACAAGUUGCUCAGAGGUACGAAUCCGCAGCAGUCUGUGAGUGGGUUUCUCCGCAAGGCUCGUGAUAUGGACAACUAUGGUACAGCCUUCCACGAUGUUAAGUACAAGGAUGGACAUUGUAGGGUAGGGAUUUCCCCUAAUGGACUGUCCCUUUACCAGCGCAGUCGGCGGCUAGAGUAUUACGAUUGGAUGAAAAUGGUCGAGGUCUCCUUCAAAGGCAAGAAACUAACGGUCAUCGUCAAAGAUGAAAAGGACCUUGAGAAAUUGCUUGUUUUGGAGAAGGACUCAAGCAAGGCUACCAAGGAACUGUGGAACAUCUGUGUGGUGAAUGCAGGAUUCUACAGCACUCCUAACCACAGAGGCAAAGAAGAGCCUGAAGCUUCUGAUCUACGCAGCCCUGUGGCAAUACCUCCCAACGUGGACAUGUUUGGAUAUCCCAUAGAUUCCCUUGACGAAUCACACGGGGCCAAAUUGAAGAAAUCUCGAAGCCUACCCCGAAAGUUACCCAGUGACGAUCCAGUUCUGAUAGCUGCUAUGUCUCAUCGAGGCUUGGCAAAACAACCAGACCAUUCCGAAGAUACAGACAGUCCAGAUCUGCGAAAGGAGCCUCAAACUGUUGACAACAUGCAGCUUUUCCUGCCUGACAUGCCCCACAUUUUGAAUCAAGAUGAUGCAACCUCAGUCCCCCAUAGGCUGGCUACUAGCCAUGAGCAUACACGAGGAAUUCCCAAUCACUAUGAAGAUAAAUCUCCACAUGCCCUGCAACAAGACAGUUUGGGUAGUAGGUCACAUGAACCACAACAAGACGAGAAUUCUAGGAGAGAGGGGUUAAAGUCCGGGUCUAGUUCUCGUCUCUCAAAGUCGAGUCGUAGUAGCAACUUUUCUCAGGAUGAUGAUAUGGAUGGCUCACUUUUGGACUUGGCAGACGAACUGGGGGAUGAGAAGGAGGAGCUUGUGAGUAUGGCGCCCGAGGGGAGGGAGACAGACAGAGGGAUCGUGGAGGAACCGUACCCCACGAGCAGUCUCCAGAAAUCACCUGCUGUGCUGAACUCACAAACCUUACCGAGAUCGUUCCACUCUCCCGAGCACACUCCCCCAAUAAUGGAUCACCAUCACCACCGCUCCCCAUACAAGGAUGACCACACACACUCACCCAAGCAUAAGCCCGGGGUUUCCCUGUACAAGGCGGAAGAGGCCCCUAGGCACGGUCCUACCGAGCAACAUAAGAUUGGGUCAUCUCAAACGACUGGCCGAGAGCACAAAAAGAAGAAGGAUGGGAAAAAACUUGUGAGACAGUGGGUGCAGGAGCAACGGCUCAGGUCAUUCCAACCAUCACAUAGCUCACAGGACAGCACCAGUAGCAGCAGUAUAGGAGGCAACCUCGAACACUUUCAACCCUCCCCCGAACUACGAGUUUUGCACGCUACACCACCCUCUCCACUCACUUCACAAGGCCCUUCACAACCAUCACAGUUGAUGCAAGGUCCACCUAAACCACCACGAAAUUACUACCCAGAAAGUUCGGAACUAUAUGAUCACAUCUCAUCACACUCAAAGACACUACCCUCACCAAAGAAAGACAGGAGAGCUCCCAAUACCUCUCCGAAUAGAAACAAUGCUUUUCAAAAACCCGAGAGUCCAUUACUGCAGUACAAGUCAAGCGAGGCAAUUUACCCCACUCAAAGUAGAGAAUCUAAUAUUGUAACCUCCAAUUACAAGCAAUCUGAUAUUACCACUGAUCCUAUCCGUGAAGUUGAUGACCUUUUAAAUGAACUUACCGCUAACAACGAACACUUUGUUCAUCCAAGACACACUUCAGGUUCCAAACUGGAGCACCCAUCUCAUGGCGAUGAACCUAACUCUGAGUUGGAGCGAUUCCGUAGAGCAAGCGAUAGUAAAGUUGAACAAGCAAGGCAUAAUCGCCGAGCAUCUGAAAGAAAACUUCUCAACUCCCAGAAAGCUGUCAACCAAUUGUUGUCCGAGAACCGAGAAAGUGACAUUGGUGUGUUUAGUCAUGACAUCGAGCCUCGAAGAAAACACGUUCAAAUUGCUGAGCAUGAAUCUCAAGUCAUUAAUGACAAUUCCCCUUCACUUGUUGAUAACUGGUUUGAUAAGAAUGUUGAGUCUCCAGAGCCGCAAUUACAGGAGGGCACAGAGGAGAACUUGUCGGGGUGGACUGACACACCUCGAGUGACCUCACCCACCGACUUCAAAACUAUAAUGGAUGAAGUAAGGGAGAGUGAAAUGGUACCCCGACCCCCGGCCCACCUUGUAGCACUCUCACAGGAUAUGGAGGCAGAGUGGUCUGAUCUGAGGAGUCCUUCUCCCUCUGGCUUCACCUCCCCGCGUCUACUCCCCCCAUCUAGUGUCUCCUCCUACAGCUCUCCAUUUCAUGCCAGUGUGGAACAUUUACAGAAGAUUGAUCUCAAUGUGACGGAUAAAACUGAGAUGAACAAUUUCCGGCCGUCUAGUGCUACGGCAACACUGCCUCCGGUGAUAGCAAGUUUCCUCUCCAGGGUGCGACAGUCGUCUACAGAACCAGCUGACAGUUCGGACGGAGCUAUUUCACCUCCUCUGGAUGAAACAAGUGAAAGAAAAGCCAGUGUAAAUCAGGCAUCAACUUUGAAACAACAAAGCAACUCUACUGAAGGUAGACAAAAUUCUCGACCCUUGUCUCCACUAGUAGCCGUACCCCCUACUUACGAUUCACCCAGGCUUGUUCGCAUGCAAAUGUCACCCACCAUCAAAGUCAGUCCGCAUACGUUUAAUGAAGAGGAAUCCUCAAAGAAUAACACUCUGAAGAGCACUGAUAUCACACACAGGCAAUGGAUAGAUGAUGAUAAUCACCUAGAAACGAAAAAGUCGAUUAAAACUCCAUCGUUUGUCAGUUCUGCUAACGCGCACCCUUCAACCAAUGGAACUGCCAGUACAAACUAUUACAGUUCCGAUGCUUCAGUUACCAUAACUACCAGUAGCUCCGAUGCAGUUGUGUACGACACACCAAAAGCAGCUCACAAGCAGUACCAAACAAGCCUUGUGUACCCUGAGGUCGUUACUCGAGAGCCAAAUAAACGAUCUUCAUUUAUAGAAAAUGAUAAAUCGACAGGCCUUUUGAAAUACGCGCAAAGAAAUGCGGAUCCACUUCAAGAACAGAAACAGUUUGCACACACUUGGAACACAAACUAUUUUGAUGAACCAGAGACAAAGCAAGUUGGCUACUCCAGUUCACAGCAGCGACGUUCAACGGAACCUACCGUAUUCCUGGGCUCCACUCCCACUGCGUACCGCCCCCCUCCCAGUCCGAGCACUCCGUUAACCCCUAUGUCACAGCACACCCACAGUGAUCUGGCCCCAAAUACAUUUACCUAUCCAACUAGAGUUAACCUGCCUCCUUCACAGAAUCACGAGGUCAUAAAAUCAACACGGUUUCAACAACCACCUCCAUUUACCAGCUCUGGUACUACACAGGGGCAAAAUACACGGCCUGAAACUGGGCAACUGAAGAGCUAUAACCAAGCGAAUCCACGGUCUCGAAACUACAGGCCUCCAUCGCAGGGGGGACAUGUAGGAGGUGAUGUUCGUAGGACACAGACGUUUAGUACCGGUCGAGAUUCAGGAUGGUCCAAUCGCUAUCCACAUGAAGAGCAACGUCCGACAAUAUCACCAAUAAGUGACGACUCGCUGCCAAACUCUCCCACUUAUUUCAUCACUAAUAAUCCUAAUGAUGACAGGGACACACCCUCUCCUGCUACACAGGCCCAAAACGCAUCAUUUCAAGAACAUCUCAAGGAACUGGAGGUGAAAGGGAGUCGUAAAUUGCGAGUGCUUGAUUGGAUGAAACAGUCAUCAACUAAUUCACAAACAAAACGCAGUCAAGAAAAGGCACCGCCUAUGAAAAAAGACACAAACAUGACUGUUCCUACAAAGCCGUACCAGAAACAAGCUCCUGUGUAUGCUUCCAUUGAUGACCUUGAUGAAAAUGCUCACACACAAGAACCAAGAUCUAGUUCUAGGCCUGGAUCAGGCAGACCGACAGGAGUACAGAGAAGUGGUUCCAUACCUGUGUCCGGAAAUAGACAGCCCGAUUCAACGAGACAGAGAGAGAUUGAAACACAGCGAGAGUUUGAGCGUCAACGAAUUAAACUCAGUUCCCAUUCUGCUACUGGAUACGAUAUGGAACAAAGACACAGAGGAAGUGUGCCUUCUCGGCCGUACUCAAGACAGGCAGCUGAUCAAAGGCGUGUUGAGAUGGAGCGACGAGCAACUGUUGCUGAUACAAGGCCGGCCUCCCAAGUACAGAGAAGAGCAAACACUUUUUCUUACCCCAAUUCUCAAUUUCAACCUCCAGUGGCUCAAGGAGGAGGCGGUGAUCCACGAAGUACAAACCGAGCCACUCCCACUUCAAGCACAGGUCCCACGAACAAUCCAGGUUACCCAACAACUAAGUAUUCAGGCAAAGACUAUUAUGUUAUUGAUGUUUAGCAUUGUUGCAGAAUUUUCCCACUACUUGUACAGUACAUGUACGUGUUAUACUUGCUUUUCUA
Halichondria panicea is the source of this 5187-nucleotide messenger RNA. RefSeq lists its product as uncharacterized. The record is from RefSeq and is a predicted model, not a curated record. The coding region runs from base 116 to 5125 and encodes 1669 amino acids. The transcript has 16 exons. NCBI's taxonomy places the organism in Eukaryota, Metazoa, Porifera, Demospongiae, Suberitida, Halichondriidae. Gene Ontology annotation, cellular component: cytoskeleton.